CCGAGGACGGAGCAGGCUCGCGCGCGUGCAUCCCGCUCCGGCCCCGGCCCCGGCCCCGGCCCGCCUCAGACCGAGCUGCCGCCGCCGCCACAGCAGCAGCAGCAGCGCGCGGGGAUCCGGGCCCAGCCGGGGCCGCGGGAGGCGGGGGCGCCCGGGCCCUGGAUGUCCCGCAGCGCGGCGGCCAGCGGUGGACCCAGGAGGCCUGAGCAGCAUUUGCCCCCAGCCCCCUGUGGGGCCCCGGGGCUCCCUGAAACUUCCAGGACGGAGCCAGACGGGGCGGGCACCAUGAAUAAGUUACGGCAGAGCCUACGCCGGCGGAAGCCAGCCUACGUGCCCGAGGCCUCGCGCCCGCACCAGUGGCAGGCGGACGAAGACGCUGUGCGCAAGGGCACGUGCAGCUUCCCAGUCAGGUACCUGGGCCAUGUGGAGGUGGAAGAGUCCCGGGGCAUGCAUGUGUGUGAAGAUGCUGUGAAGAAGCUGAAGGCGAUGGGCAGGAAAUCCGUAAAGUCAGUCCUGUGGGUGUCAGCCGACGGACUCCGCGUGGUGGAUGACAAGACCAAGGACCUGCUAGUAGACCAGACCAUCGAAAAAGUCUCCUUUUGUGCUCCUGACCGCAACCUGGACAAAGCGUUCUCCUAUAUCUGCCGGGACGGGACCACCCGCCGCUGGAUCUGCCACUGUUUUCUGGCUCUCAAGGACUCUGGUGAGAGGCUGAGCCAUGCCGUGGGCUGUGCCUUUGCUGCCUGCCUGGAGCGGAAACAGCGGCGGGAGAAGGAAUGUGGGGUCACCGCUGCCUUUGACGCCAGCCGCACCAGCUUUGCCCGGGAGGGCUCCUUCCGUGGGCGGCCGGCUGAGCGCGAGGUCCCUGACAAAAAGAAAGCAGAGGCAGCAGCUGCCCCCACUGCAACUCCUGGCCCUGCCCAGCCUGGGCAUGUGUCCCCGACACCGGCCACCACAUCCCCUGGUGAGAAGGGUGAGGCGGGCACGCCAGUGGCAGCGGGCACCACUGCAGCGGCCAUCCCUCGGCGCCACGCCCCCCUGGAGCAGCUGGUUCGCCAGGGCUCCUUUCGUGGGUUCCCAGCGCUGAGCCAGAAGAACUCGCCUUUCAAACGGCAGCUGAGCCUGCGCCUGAAUGAGCUGCCAUCCACGCUGCAGCGCCGCACUGACUUCCAGGUGAAGGGCACAGUGCCUGAGAUGGAGCCUCCCGGUGCCAGUGACAGUGACGGGAUCAACGCCCUGUGCACGCAGAUCAGCUCGUCUUUUGCCAGCGCCGGAGCCCCCGCACCGGGCCCAGCGCCAGCCUCAGCAGGGACUUCUGCCUGGGGCGAACCCACCGUGCCCCCCGCAGCUGCCUUCCAGCCCGGGCACAAGCGGACCCCUUCAGAGGCCGAGAGAUGGCUGGAAGAGGUGUCCCAGGUGGCCAAAGCACAGCAGCAGCAGCAGCAGCAGCAACAGCAGCAAGCGGCCUCAAUGCCCACUGUGCCCCCUGUGCCCCCUGUGCCUCCAGCCCUGCAGCCCUUCCCCGCCCCCAUGGGGCCCUUCGACGCCACACCUGCCCAGGUGGCUGUGUUCCUGCCACCCCCACACAUGCAGCCCCCCUUUGUGCCCGCCUAUCCGGGAUUGGGCUACCCGCCCAUGCCCCGGGUGCCCGUGGUGGGCAUCACUCCCUCACAGAUGGUAGCCAAUGCCUUCUGCUCAGCCGCCCAGCUCCAGCCCCAGCCUGCUACCCUGCUCGGGAAAGCUGGGGCCUUCCCUCCUCCCAUGGCACCCAGUGCCCCUGGGACACAGGCCCGCCCACGCCCCAAUGGGGCUCCCUGGCCCCCAGAGCCGACACCUGCCCCAGCCCCUGAAUUGGACCCCUUUGAGGCCCAGUGGGCAGCGCUAGAAGGCAAACCCGCUGCAGAGAAACCGCCCAACCCCUUCUCGGGGGACCUGCAGAAGACCUUCGAGAUUGAACUGUAGCCCAAGCUGCCCCACCCACUCAUCAUCUCCUGGUGCCCCACGCCUGGGAGUGGAGGCCCAACCUCGUCCCUCAUCCUGCUCCCGGGGGCUGUGCCCCCCAAAUCCCCUCAGCCCCUGCUCUCAACCACCCCCCACAACCACUACAGAACCGACAUGGUGACGCCCAGGCUGUGACAGGAUGGAAUUCAGGGACGGACUCAGCCUGGCUGAGGGACCCAUUUCACCGCCAGACUUAAGCUGGCAGUGCCCCUUGCCACCCACACCCCAAACACAGGAGUGGCCACAACCCCACUCAGUACCCUCCACUCAAGCUUCAUUCCCCAGUUUCUGUUGUUGACCUUCCACCUUCCAGUGUUGGGUGGGAUGGAGGCGGGAUGCCCACUUUGGGGCUCUCCUGGGCCCCACCCGAGUGCCCAAGUCUGGUCGUCCCCCCCAUACUCAGCACAAGCAAAGGGCUUCCCUCUGCCCACCCGCUGCGUUCACUGCCAAUGCUGUGCUCACCCUCCCCCCAACUUGGGGGCCCACCUCUUUCUCGGGCCUAGUUCUCAUGGGGGCGGGGGCAGGAGGCGGGGU
This is a messenger RNA of Talpa occidentalis (Iberian mole), 2535 nucleotides long. RefSeq names its product NUMB like endocytic adaptor protein (gene NUMBL). Lineage: Eukaryota; Metazoa; Chordata; Mammalia; Eulipotyphla; Talpidae. The transcript has 10 exons. The record is from RefSeq and is a predicted model, not a curated record. The coding region runs from base 163 to 1962 and encodes 599 amino acids.